AACGAGGCUCCAACACCCAAACAAGGUCAAAAUGUCUGAAAGCAACUGGUAUGAUGUUUGUUUGUUUGGCAUUCAUUCAUUGAGCCUUCGUCAGAAGAAUAAAAGCCUUUUGCAAUGGUAGUAAAGCAAGGACCACGAGAAAACAUUUUUUACAAAGGCAACUGAAUAUCAAAGACUAAAUAUGCGGCGAAAGAACAGAGAAACAAGUGACAAAAAAGUUGAUACAAGCAAGUCAAACACAAACAGAAUGCCUCUUAGUUAUUUAAAAAUAAUAUUUGCAUUGGUGAUUUUUGUAUCAGUUGCAGUUUAUAUUUAUUUGUAUAUAAGAACUCCAAAACUACCUUUUCCAAUGUCUCCUGAAAUGGAAGCUAUUUAUAUAAAGCAUGGUCCUGGGGAAACAAAGCCAAGAAGAAGGCCAGAUAUUAAUGAGGCAGUAAAAGAAAGUGAAGAUGUAAAGAAAGAAAGCCCACUAAACAAGAAAAGCCAACCACAUAGAGAAGAAAACCAUGAACCUGUAACAACAACAGCAAAAACCUUGCAUGAUCAAGCAAUACACGCUGGUAUUGUUGCUUGUGGACUGCGAGCACCUGAAGCUAUCAUCAGCCUGAAGUCUUUUGCUAUGUUGUCUGAAAAACCAUUGUAUUUCCAUGUCUUUGCUGAAGAUGAAUUGCAUGAUACUUUCAAGAAAGAAAUUCAAACAUGGCCUGGUUUUAAAAAUGGUAAAAUCAAGCUUGACCUCCAUACAAUACAAUUUCCUGUUGAGGGUAACUUUCAUGAAUGGAAAAAACUGUUCAAACCAUGUGCCUCUCAAAGACUUUUCUUCCCACUUCUACUAAAGGAUGUUGAUUCCAUAAUAUAUGUAGACACUGAUGUAUUGAUGCUAAGGCCACCAGAGGAUCUAUGGGGAUUUUUCUCAAGGUUUAACAAUACACAGCUAGCUGGUAUGGCACCAGAAGGUGAAGUUGACGCCAUAGGAUGGUAUAACAGAUUUGCUAGACACCCAUAUUAUGGCAGGCUUGGUGUCAAUUCUGGUGUUAUGUUGAUGAACCUGACAAGAAUGAGGAGGAACAACUGGAAUGAUGAUGUGUACCCUAUUUACAAGCAUUAUCGUUACGAUAUCACAUGGGGAGAUCAAGAUAUUUUGAAUAUAAUGUUCCAUUUUAAACCAGAGCACUUAUAUAUAUUUCCUUGCGAGUGGAAUUAUCGUCCAGAUCACUGCAUGUAUGGGAACAAUUGUGGUACUGCCUUAAAUAAUGGAGUUUCAGUUGUCCAUGGCAAUAGAGGCGUUUUUCAGAAUGACAAGCAACCAGAAUUCAAAGCCAUCUACAAGGCUUUCGAAAAUACUAAUUUUGGAGUAAACAUGAAAAAAACUUUAAAAAAUAGAAUAAAAAUAGGGCUUGAUAAAUAUAAAAAUACAUAUUGUGGAGAAAAUGGAUAUAUAUUUUCAAAACAAAUUUCAGAGCUAAAAUGAAUUUGAAUUGUAAGUAAAUGGUGAAGAUAUUAUUUGUGAAGAUAUAAUUGCUUAACAGUUCUGCUUUGAGUGGAUUCUCACUGUGUUAGGACAUAAAGGUGCUUUAGGAGAGAGGAAUGGAGGUUCACAAAGAGUGCCGUAUUCUCUCUUGUAUUCCCGCUGCUGGUUUAAUGCAGGACUAUUAGAGAAGUGGGUUUAUCAACUUUUAUAAUAUUUACUGAGUU
Molecule: messenger RNA, 1695 nt
Organism: Rhopilema esculentum
Lineage: Eukaryota; Metazoa; Cnidaria; Scyphozoa; Rhizostomeae; Rhizostomatidae
Product: glucoside xylosyltransferase 1
Biological process (GO): protein O-linked glycosylation via N-acetylgalactosamine
Molecular function (GO): UDP-xylosyltransferase activity
Source: RefSeq, a predicted model, not a curated record